AGAUAAGGAAUAAAGCUCUCUCUCUCUCUCACCUUCUUCUCUCUGACGCCUCUCUCUUCCCCUUCCAACACCAAACCCUUUUCCUACAAAAAGUUUUACCCUCGUAUCCAACAAUCUCGUCUUCUGAUCGAUCGAGUUUCGAUUUUCUCGGUUUCGAGAGAUUAAUCCUGCUAGCUAGCUAGCCCUUUCAGAUCAAUUGUUGUAUUGCACCUCGAUAUGUCUACCUCUAUGGAUCUGGAGUUCCGAGAAAAUCCACCCAGAAUUGACAACACCCUAACACUGCCACCGAUCAGGACCCUUUGCGCUCUGAAUUCAAGAUCCGAUAAUUAUCAUAGCUCAAGAACCAACACCAAUGAUGAUAAGGAGAGCAUUAUCGCUGUAGGAGGUGCAGCAACUGCCGGAGGUGAAGAAGAUACUGAAUGCCGGACCCCCACAUCUAGCGAGCAUAAGAUCCCGCAGGUACUUGAGUGCCCGCCAGCGCCGAGGAAGCCGAGGAGGACAUCUUUAGGAAAGAGGAAGGCAUCAGAAUUGAGGUCAAUGGAGUUCUUCGAUGUGGUGAACCGGGAAGAAGUGGAGGAUCUGUUCAGGAGGUUGGAGCAGUGCAGACUUAAUAAUCCAACAUCGGUCGUGAAGAGAAGAUCCUCAUGCAAGGGCUUCGUGGUGCAGUUUCGAUGAUCGUGCUAGCUCAAUCAGUAGAUCUAAUAUUUCUCGCACUUUUGUUUUUGAAAUAUCUGCAGGGUGAUACUGAAUUUUGUAUGUAGUUUACACGUUUUCUGCGUUAUAUAGAAGGAUUAUGCGAGAUGAUUAUUAUAAGCCUAAUCGAUGGGAAAUAUUUUAUGCCUGAAAUCUUAUUGAUUAUGGUUCUGGUAAUCACACAGAUACAUAGAUCUUGUGAAUUAGUUUCAUCUAGAUCCCUUCGGAUGUAACAAAUUAUAGUUGAAAAUCUUCUAUGUAUAAUUUAUUUCUCCCUAAUGCUUUUCAUCUAGACCAAA
Molecule: messenger RNA, 992 nt
Organism: Punica granatum (pomegranate)
Lineage: Eukaryota; Viridiplantae; Streptophyta; Magnoliopsida; Myrtales; Lythraceae
Source: RefSeq, a predicted model, not a curated record